This is a messenger RNA of Adineta ricciae, 753 nucleotides long. NCBI's taxonomy places the organism in Eukaryota, Metazoa, Rotifera, Eurotatoria, Adinetida, Adinetidae. The record is from the annotation of a GenBank genome assembly.
AUGAGCAGUAACGGUAGCGAUUGUCCUCCUGGUCAAAUGGAAACACCGGUUGAGAAAAAGUGGACAAAUUCAUCACCAUCACAGCAUUUGUUGAUACAAAGUAAGGAAUAUGUUUACCAAAAGAAUGUUCAGCCAUUAAGAUUUAUAAGUAAACUAUUCAUUCAUUAUUGCAGUUCAAUACCUGAACACCUUCAUCAUUUAACCAAAACAAUCUCUACUGAAUUUAUACGUGAAUCUGAUAUAGAUCAAGAAAAUGGUGGAAAAAACAUUAUUGUUUAUGAACCAUCUACUUUACCUACCACAUGUAUAACGAGUUCCAAUUGUUUGAAUAAUGUUCAUCAGCAACAGCGUACAGUAGUAAUAAAUACCAGACAAGAAAAUAAAGAAAAUCGAUUUUGUCUUGAUUUAAUACCAACUGAUGUUUCAAAUUUAGUUCAUCCAUCAGACGUUUUACCAAUUGAUUCAUUUGAUUUAAAAGCAAAUCGACAACAAACUAAUCAAGUGAGCCCUUCAACUGCUGUUCGUUCGAUUGUUACUGAUCUGCUUCGUCAAUAUUCUUCUCAUCCAUCGUCACCAUCAAAAUCAAACAAACGAAAACGUAGUGAAGGUACAUUUGGUGAAGAAAUUACAUCCAGUAACAUGUUGAAUGAAUUAAAAGACAAAGCAUCUCAACAAAAUCCAUCUAAACGAAUACCAAUACGUGCUAUUUCAACUGUCCAAGCACCACCAUCACCAGUUCUAAUUGCAGAUUAA